Trichoderma atroviride IMI 206040 is the source of this 2194-nucleotide messenger RNA. The record is from RefSeq and is a predicted model, not a curated record. Lineage: Eukaryota; Fungi; Ascomycota; Sordariomycetes; Hypocreales; Hypocreaceae.
AGAAAAAACAUGGUAGUGGCGGCCUGUACCGCAUGUCGCAAGCAAAAGGCCAAGUGUUCCGGCGAAAGGCCGUCAUGCCGUCGUUGUAUUCAAAGGCGAAUUGAAUGCCAGUGGACAACAAAACCGGGAGAGACCAGCGCGCAGGCUCUUAAACGAGGCUACCAAGACAUACGAAACUACAAGUCACCUCAUGAGGAGCUAUUUGAGCUUAUAGGAACUUUAUCCGAUGGCGAGGCUCCACAUGUCUUUCGAAUAAUUAGAUCCGGGGCCGAUAUCACAACAAUUCUCAACCAUAUCAAAGUUGGGAAUGUGCUAGUACAAAUGGCUGUUGUUCCCGAAACUCGAUUACGAUAUGUGUUGCCAUACCGAUCAGAAAUGCCCGCAGCUUUCAUCAUAAACAAUCCUUACAUGGAGUCGAAGAUAUACGAAGCGGCAUCGCUUUACUCAAACCCGUCUCAGUUCACCGCUUUCAAUCAUGGCGACAGCCUGGACUCGGACGAGUAUCAAAAUCUCUAUGUCAAACCUUUUCACUCGGCAGAGAUGAUUGAUGCGCCAUUGGCCAAUGCAAAACCAUCGUUAUGGACGGCAGUUUGUAAGGAUGAUGUGCUCAUGCGAGACAUUCUCUCAGUCUGGUUCAGAUGCGAGCACCAUCUCACCUCGGCUGUUCAGAAAGAUUACUUCUUGGAAGACAUGGUCGCGAAACAAAAAGACUUUUGCUCGUCGCUGCUCGUCAAUAUUGUUUUGGCUUAUUCAUGUGUAUGUUAUCAAAAAUUCGCGGAUCGAGCAGAAUAUUGGAAUCCCAAAACACUCGGAUAUGCCUUUGCUGCCGAGGCAAAGCGUCUUUGGGAAUUGGAAUCGGCCAUUCCACGACUCACCACGAUACAAGCUAGUAUGAUUUUCAAUGUCUUUUACAACAUCUGCGGCCUGGACGAGAUUGGGAAGUCUUAUAGAAUACACGCAAUAGAGCUGGCUGAGGAGAUUCGGCUUUUUGACAGCCCUCUGGACGAACAGACUGAGGAUCCGCGGACAAUAAGAUUACAGAAGGGCAAGGAAUUUCUUGCAUGGUCGUUAUUUAAUUGGGAGACGCUUUCAAGCUUCUCCUUCAUGACGCCCCCGAGGCUCAAGAAGCCCCCGAUCUAUCCUUUACCAAAUCCGUCAGAAGAUGCACUCUGGUACGGAGAAGUGUGGUUGAAAUACCCACUAAGCCGUAGCCUGAUACCAUCGAAUUUUGGUCAAAUGUACAAAGCAAAAUCCCAAUUGCGGGUCAUCAUGAACGAAUAUUGCCAAACGGCCUACAUAGAAAAGCAAGAAUCUCAGAUGACCCUCGAUAUAGCCGAUGAGCUGCUCCGCAAGCUUAAGAACUGGUUUCGUGGCUUACCAGCAUCACUUUUACCCAAGACGAUUGCACUUCCUGGACAAUUGCAACUCCACAUGCAUUAUCACCAUCUAGUACUUGCCAUAUUCGAGCCAUUAUUGCAAAUUUCAACGGGACAAGAGCUUCGCAUACGUGAGCUCAUUGCCGAUGCUAAAAAAUAUCUCCAAACUCUGGUUCGCCUGUACUAUAUCCGCCACGGAUACGACUCCAUGGACCUAUUCAUCAUCAUACCACUGAUGCUCAUUGCCUCGGAUUGUGUCGAAGCUGUAAAUGAUCAAACGCCCACGGACCAGCUUGAACUACUGCGAUCCACGCUCAUUCUAGCUGCAACAGGCCUGUAUAACCAACGCCGGAACCACUACUUGGCUGAAGCAUUGUUUCGGGUCGUCUACGGACGAAUGAGACGCCCCGAAAUCGCCCUGUUAAAAGACUCAAUGAAAAUGGACGAGAGAGAAUGGGAUGAGAGGCAGGGGAUGGCACAAGCUGUACGAAGCCAUUGGCCGGUUAGUAUCGUCAGGAAGAAAGAGGAUCGAGACGCCAACGUUUUGGCGAAUCUUGUAAAAAAUUAUGCUCACUUGAAUGUGGAAAAGGGUUCUAAAGAGGGAGAGUGAAAAAUUUGAGUUGACGGAAGGAAUUAAAAGUGAAUUGGGCGUUUUACCUCAACUAUCGGUGGAAUAAGAAUGUGCAUUAUAGCGACUAUGAUUGUCAAGGAGCAAAUUAGUAUAGAUUGAGGUGGCAAGGGAAAAGGAGAUUAUAAGGCAUUCUUAACAUCAUUCAUUAAUUUAUUUAAUAUUUUGUCUAGCACUUUGACAAUCUGGG